Messenger RNA from Nicotiana attenuata, 642 nucleotides. RefSeq lists its product as uncharacterized. Bases 1 to 642 code for a protein of 213 amino acids. The transcript is spliced from 3 exons. The record is from RefSeq and is a predicted model, not a curated record. NCBI's taxonomy places the organism in Eukaryota, Viridiplantae, Streptophyta, Magnoliopsida, Solanales, Solanaceae.
AUGACCUUUAGUGAGAAGCCAACGACUAUAGAGUCAGAAUCAGAAAAAUCAAAGGAGUCAGAGAAGCCAGCUGAAGAGGCGGUGGUUAAGCAACCCCUACCAUUGGUUGCGAGGCCACCACCUCCAUUCGUUCAAAGAUUGCAGAAAGUGAAGGAUAAUGUCGCGUAUAAAAAGUUUCAUGAUAUUUUGAAGCAAGUGCAGAUCAAUAUUCCACUGGUAGACAUCCUGCAAGAAGUGUCCAAAUAUGCAAAAUACAUCAAGUACAUAGUGGCAAAUAAAAGGAGGUUGACCGAAUUCGAGACUGUGGCGCUCACUGAGCGAGCUUUGUGUGAUCUUGGAGCGAACAUCAAUUUGAUGCCACUAUCUGUGUUGAGACAGUUGGGUUUGGGUGAGCCGCGCCCAACAACGCUAAUCUUACAGUUGGCUGAUCGCUCCCCUGCUCAUCCUAAAGGAGUGAUUGAAGAUGUGUUAGUUCAAGUGGGAAAGAUGACGAUGAGAGUUGGUGAUCGAGUGGAAGUAUUCAAUGUGUAUAAAGCACUCAGAUUUCCAGCCCACUAUGAAGAGCUAUCCAUGAUUUCUGUGGUGGAAAGUGAUGCUACGUCAUUGGUGCCUUAUAUGAGCCCUAUAGAUCCUCUUGAAUGA